Molecule: messenger RNA, 366 nt
Organism: Colletotrichum higginsianum IMI 349063
Lineage: Eukaryota; Fungi; Ascomycota; Sordariomycetes; Glomerellales; Glomerellaceae
Product: Metal dependent phosphohydrolase
Exons: 2
Coding region: 1-366 (121 amino acids)
Cellular component (GO): cytosol
Molecular function (GO): deaminase activity
Source: RefSeq, a predicted model, not a curated record
AUGUCUUUCCUGCCCUACAACAACCCCCCCGUCGACCUCGGUAACGAUACCGUCAAUUGUUCCGGGCAGGGCGGGUGGCACCCAGACACCGGCGCCCUCGACGCCAACGACAGCGACAAGCAAGUCCAACUAGCCAUCGAGAACGUUGAUGUCGUGCUCAAAGCAGCUGGCCUUCGCGGUUGGGACGACGUGUACCUCCUGCGGUCAUACCACUGCGAUAUCCGUACAUCGUGGGCGCCAACCGCCGAGGCGCUGAAGAGGCGAAUCCCGGGCCACCGUCCCGUGUGGACCGCUGUUGCCGUGCCCCACCUAGCGUUCCCGGGAAUGCUGAUCGAGCUGAAGGUAGAGGCUAAGCGGCAAGAAUAG